AUGGGUUUAAUUACUUCGAGGGAGCAGACAAUGCUUGACGGACCAGCCGUGUCUACGAAGAGUCACCAUGUACGGCAGCCGUCGACAAGGAACCGUACUAAGCCUCCAAUGCCGGACCGAGAUGAGCUGGAGAACCGUUUCAUUAAAGUGCUGGCAUCUAUGGACCUUCCCCCCGAUAAAGCCAAACUACUGCGCAACUAUGACCUGGAAAAGAAGUGGGAGAUCAUCUGCGAUCAAGACAUGGUGCAAGCGAAGGACUCACCGGCACACUACCUCAACAAGCUGCGGACGUACCUCGACCCCAAGGCCUCGAGGAGUCAUAGGAAAAGAAAAAUGGUCGGCGACUCCACAUCCACUCAGGUUCUCAGGGACUUGGAAAUAUCUUUACGGACCAAUCACAUAGAAUGGGUGCGAGAGUUUCUGAACGAACAGAACCAGGGUCUGGACGUUCUAAUAGACUACUUAAGCUUCAGGCUCAGCAUGAUGCGACACGAGCAGCGCAUCGCGCUGGCUCGAAGCCAGUCGAGCGACGGCAUUAAUCAAGCGAACACAACGACGUCGGAGUGCAGCGCGGCGCUGGAGGGCGGCAGCACGCUGGGCGCGGCGUGGCGGCGGCGCGCGCGCUCGGCCGACGGCGAGCCCGAGCCGGGCGCCGGGCCGGCCGCGCGCCGCCGCUCGCGCCACGCCGCCCGCCUCAACAUGGGCGCCUCCACCGACGACAUCCACGUCUGCAUCAUGUGCAUGCGCGCCAUCAUGAACAACAAGUACGGCUUCAACAUGGUUAUCCAACAUCGCGAAGCAAUCAACAGCAUCGCGUUGUCUCUCGUGCACCAAUCUCUGCGCACUAAAGCGCUGGUGCUGGAGCUGCUGGCCGCCAUCUGCUUGGUGAAAGGCGGCCACCAGAUCAUACUCAGUGCCUUCGACAACUUCAAGGAGGUCGUCGGUGAGCCGAGGAGGUUUCACACGCUCAUGGAGUAUUUCAUGAAUUACGACACAUUCCAUAUUGAGUUCAUGGUGGCGUGCAUGCAAUUCGUCAAUAUCAUUGUACAUUCCGUUGAAGACAUGAAUUUCCGGGUCCACCUUCAGUACGAGUUCACGGCGCUUAAGUUGGAUGACUACUUGGAGAGGCUGCGGUUUUCCGAGAGCGAGGACUUGCAGGUACAAAUAUCCGCGUACUUGGACAACGUUUUCGACGUGGCGGCGCUGAUGGAAGACAGCGAAACCAAAACUGCUGCCCUGGAGAAAGUCAACGAACUGGAAGAAGAGUUGGGUCACGCUCACGAGCGACUAGCAGCUUUGGAAAGGGACGCCAUAGCUAAAAUAGCGACAAUGGAAGCGGAACUGGCACAAGUCCGGCAAGAAAGGGACCAAUUAGCUGAAGCUAGAAGACAAGUUGUCGAAGAGGUUUCAACGUUGAGGCGAGCACAGCAGGACUCCCGCAACAGGCAGUCCAUGUUGGAGUCCAAGGUUCAAGAGUUGGAGACUCUCACUAAAUCCUUGCCGAGAGGUGCUUCUAUGGGCGCGAUAUCAUCGCACGCGCUGUGCAAUGGCACGAGCAACGGGCACUCGCCGUCGCCCCCGCCCCCGCUGGCCAACGGUGCGGUGAACUCUCGCGGCCCGUCCCCGCCGCCGCCGCCCCGCCUCGCCCCCGCGCCCACCUCCACCGCCCCACUCCCUCCCCCGCCGCCGCCGGCGCCCCCCGCGCCACCAUGCGUGCCGCCGCUGCCCCCCGCGCCCCCCGCACCACCUGCACCCCCCGCCCCACCAGCGCCCGGCCUCAUGCAGCCGCCGCACCACACCGAUGCGAUGACGAUCAAGAGGAAGGUCGAGACCAAAUACAAGCUACCGACGCUCAACUGGAUCGCACUAAAGCCAAAUCAAGUGCGUGGGACGAUUUUCAAUGAGUUGGAUGAGGAGCGUCCGCGACGAAGGAUCAACUUUGCGGAGUUCGAACAGAAGUUCCGCCUGGGGGGAGCUGCCCCCCACGCAGCAUCCUGUGAAGCAGAUCUUGCCUCCUUCCCUAGCAAGCGAUUCCGAAGGCCCGAUACCGUCUCGCUGCUAGAGCAUACGCGUCUUCGAAAUAUCGCGAUAUCAAGAAGAAAGCUUGACACGCCUGUUGAAAAAGUUAUAUCGGCAAUAAACAAUCUAGAUCUCAAACAGCUACCUUUAGAGAGUGUAGAGAUACUCCAAAGAAUGGUGCCAACUGAAGCCGAGCAAAAGGCUUACAAGGAAUACGUUGCAGAGAAAAAGAAUGUAAACCAGUUGACAGAAGAAGAUAAAUUCUUAAUGCAGCUGGCAAAAGUUGAAAGGAUAUCAGCUAAAUUGUCUAUCAUGAGCUACAUGGGAAAUUUCUUUGACAACAUACAUCUAAUAACGCCGCAAAUUCAUGCCAUCAUUUCUGGUUCCUCGUCCGUUAAAUCUUCGCAAAAGUUGCGGAACGUUCUAGAAAUAAUUCUGGCCUUUGGAAAUUAUUUAAACAGCAGCAAGCGAGGUCCCGCUUACGGAUUCAAAUUGCAGUCUUUGGACACGCUGAUGGAUACGAAGUCCACGGACAAAAGAGUUUCAUUGCUGCACUAUAUCGUCGCGACCAUUCGACAGAACUUUCCCGAGCUGUUGAACUUCGACACAGAGCUCUUAUAUAUUGAUAAGGCUGCGCAAGUGUCGCUGGAAAACGUGAUAGCGGACGUGUGUGAACUUGAGCGCGGAAUGGAGGCUGUGCGACGAGAGGCCGAAGCGCGCGGCGCGCACGCGCACGUGCUGCGCGACUUCACCGCCAACGCGAGCGACAAACUGCGUCGCUUGCGCGCCGAGACCAAACACGCGCAGGAUUCGUUCGCGUCGUGCGUGGAGUACUUCGGCGAGGCGCCGCGUAGCUGCGACGCGAACGCUUUCUUCUCGCUACUCGUCCGAUUCACGAGGGCGUUUAAGCAAGCCGACGCCGAAAACGAACAACGACGUAGACUCGAGCAAGCCGCACAACAAGCCGACGUUGUCGACCCCAACAAAGCGAAGAUCAUGCAGAAGAAACAACAGGAGGCUGUAAUCAACGAAUUAAAAACGAAGUCGCAAACCGUCGGCGAAAAGAAACUCCUUCACCAAGACGAAGUGUACAACGGAGCGCUGGAGGACAUCCUGCACGGGCUGCGCAGCGAGCCGUACCGGCGCGCCGACGCCGUGCGCCGCUCGCACCGCCGCCGCAUCAACUCGCACCGCCUCUCCAAGGGCCUGGAGGAGCUGGACCUAUGA
Messenger RNA from Parnassius mnemosyne (clouded apollo), 3246 nucleotides. NCBI's taxonomy places the organism in Eukaryota, Metazoa, Arthropoda, Insecta, Lepidoptera, Papilionidae. The record is from the annotation of a GenBank genome assembly.